AUGGAUGCGGCCGCGAUCGAAGGCUUCGUGAAAGCCCUCGGAGGCGGUGUCGGCGCGCUCUUCUCAACGACGGUGCUUUACCCAUUGGAGGUCACCAAGACGAAGGUGCAGGCCUUCGCAGGAGAAGCAAGUACGGAUGAGGGCUUCGAUGAGGAGAAGCAUCAGGCCAUGGGCAACACCUUCCGGGCACUGCACUACACCUGGAAGAGGGAAGGUUCUCAAGCUUUGCUGGCCCCCUGGGCACCCGGCUGGCCGAGCACCUGCCUGGACCAAUUCGUCUUCAACUUCGUGUACUACUACUUUUACGAGUCCUUCAUGGCUCUUUGGCGAAGCCUUGUUGGCCACGUAACGUACCGUGCCAACAUGCUAAUUGCCACCGCUGCAGGAGCAGUUAUGCAGCUCACGACGCUGCCCUUGCAGAACCAUUCUACCAGGAUGCAGACGCAAACUGAGCGACGAAGCAACUGGGCUACGGCGCUGGGCAUGUACAAGGAGGAUGGCCUGAAAGCUUUCUACAAAGGCCUGUUGCCUUGUUUGCUGCUGUCCGUGAACGCAUCGAUUCAGGACACGAUCUAUGACACCAUCAAAAAUGCGUGGCUGAGGCGAACAAACCGGAAGAACACCGACAGCAUUCGCAUCGGACUGACGGCUGGUCAGGCAUUCUGGCUUGGGCUGGGCAGCAAGCUCAUUGCCUCGACAGUUUGUUAUCCUCUGACUCGUGUGAAGCAGAUGUGCCAAGCGCAGACAAAACGAUCGAGGCACCGGCAAGAGUGCCAAAAAAGAGAUGUGGCUGCAGAGCCCCUCAACAUGUUCGAGAUGGCGAUGAAAGUCUACAGAGCAGAUGGAUUGCGUGGUUUCGUGUACGGCAUUGAAGGGCAAGUCUUUAAUGCGUCUGUGAAAGCAGCCUUAAACAGAAUGGUCAAAGAGCGCAUUCAAGUGCUCAUCUUUUUCCUUCUGUUCCCUAACAGAUUUCGCAAGAUGCGAGAAGCUGCUAGACUAGAAGCUGGGGCAUAG
Symbiodinium sp. CCMP2592 is the source of this 1014-nucleotide messenger RNA. The record is from the annotation of a GenBank genome assembly. NCBI's taxonomy places the organism in Eukaryota, Dinophyceae, Suessiales, Symbiodiniaceae.